Molecule: messenger RNA, 3660 nt
Organism: Musca domestica (house fly)
Lineage: Eukaryota; Metazoa; Arthropoda; Insecta; Diptera; Muscidae
Exons: 3
Coding region: 534-1103 (189 amino acids)
Source: RefSeq, a predicted model, not a curated record
UUCAGUCCAAAAAGUGCAGCAGACAAGGCAACACAGAGAGCUACAGUGAAACAAUCAUUGUUAGACGCUCGCAAAACAAUAAUAACUAAAAAAGAAAAAAUACCGUAUUUUUAUUGCAAGCUUGAGAGAGUGAAUUGGGUGCUUGCUUGUCAGAGCCAGCCAACGGAGCGUCGGUAAAAAAAGAAGAAAAUACGAAAUUAAACUUGAUCGUGGCCAUGAUUUUUGCAAACAAAUCGCAUUAAAAUCUCGUACCGUUGCGUCUGCGCACAAUCUUUGUCGUCGUCUUUUUUUCGGUUCGUAACGAUUCAAAACAAACGACGAAGAAAAAAAUAAACUACAGCUGAUUUUCUUGGCAGCUGUGAGUGUGUGUCUCAGAGUUCAUAAAUUAAGGAAGCCACCACCAACAAAGCAAGUCGCAAAUGUGGGGAACUCAAAACUGCAAACCAAAAAAGUAAAAAUUGUUAACGCUUCAAUUAUCCCGUAAUUCCCCUUUCACCCCGCCCAAAUCCCCGAUACUAGUGAUAACAAAGGAAAUGGCUUCAAAUAUUGAUGCAGAUACCCAGGUGUCCAUAGAAGAACUGCCCAUAACAUUCAAGGUCAAAUAUAUUGGCUCGGAAAUUGCACAGGGUCUGUGGGGUAUAAAAUACACUCGUCGUCCCGUCGAUUUAAUGGUUGGCAUGGCUAAAACUCUCCCACCAAACAAAACAUUACCACACUGCGAACUGAAAGUCUCAACCGAAGGGGUGAGCAUCGAAAUUAUCUCACCCAAGGUCCAGGGUGUGAGCAGCUGGAGUUAUCCCAUCGAUACAAUAUCGUACGGUGUUCAAGAUAUCAUCUAUACUCGUGUGUUCGCUAUGAUUGUGGUAAAAGACGAAUCCCAUGUCCACCCGUAUGAGGUGCAUGCCUUUGUCUGUGAUAGUAGAGCAAUGGCUCGUAAAUUAACAUAUGCCUUGGCUGCGGCAUUUCAGGACUACUCAAGGCGUGUCAAAGAAAACGGUACCGAAGAUAGUGAUAAAAUAACACCCGCCCGACAAAAAUUCGCCAUAGACUUAAGAUCACCCGAAGAAUUGGCCGAUGGUAUUGCGGACGAGACAGAAGCGUAGUUCAUCUGCGAUCCUGUAAACAUUAAUUAUAGUUUUACUUAUACAUGGUGAAUAAUUAACUAGUUUUAAAGCUGUUCGGAAAAAAUAACAAAUAACAGAGAUGAAGUCCCUCAAAAUUGUAAGGACCACCAGUACUUUGUACUCUACACAGGAAAAAGGUCACCUGAGUCCAUAUAAAUAUAAACUCAACGUCAAAGUGUCAAUUCAUGACAAUGAUUUUAGCAGUAUUUGCAUCAAACAUUUUAGUUGAUGGUUGAGUAAGUUAAGGUUCUUAUGCAAGCCACACACGAUACAACCGUUCUUAAAACUUGGAGGGUAUCCAAGUUGUAUGCUUCGACCACAAACGAUACAACUUUAUGUACAGCCUCUUUAUACAACUUCACUUUGCAGUAGUACCACGUAGUACUUUUCGAACAAUUUUAGCACACUUUUCUAAAACCACGUAAUCCAGCAUUAUCGGUUCACACAAAUCCAAGUUGUACCAGAUUUAGUACACAAAUGUACGAAUUUUCAAAACUUCCUAAAUACCAAAAUCCUAUACUCCAAAUUUCCAAAACUACUUUCGUACCUCAAUCAUGAAAUCCUAUAGAAAUCUCAUUACCCAAUUUCAGGAGUCCAGCCUAUUAAAUUUAGUACUUAUGUGUACUAAACAUAAGUACGAAUGUCCAUAGCUUCCUACACUCCCACAGUAAUUCCAAAGUUCGCCUAAAUACAAAUGUUGCCAAAAUUUAAUAGCAUAUAGUACAAAUAAGUAUGACUUUCCGAAACUUCCUACAUAACCCAAUCCUACACGCCAACAGUAAUAUUAAUUCCAAAUUUCAAGAUUUUAGCCCUAUCGGUUCCACAAAAGACAAAUUGUACUAAAUUUGGUACUAUUUAGUACACUUAAGUACGAAUUUCCAUAGCUUACUACAUACCCCGAUCCUACACUCCCACAGUAAUACCAAUUCCAAAGUCCAGCAUUCCCUACUUAUCGGUUCGCCCAAAUACAAAAUUUAGUAGCAUAUUUAGUACAGAUAACUAUGACUUUCCGGAACUUCUCACAUAACCCAACAACACCUAUACACCAACAGUCAUCUUAAUUCCAAAUUUCAGGAAAUCAGCUCUAUUGGUUUACGUAAAUCCAAAUUGUACCAAAUUUAGUAGAUUUUAGUACAUAUAAGUACAAAUUUCCCCAACUUUCCAAAUUGUACCAAAUUUAGUAGAUUUUAGUACAUAUAAGUACAAAUUUCCCCAACAUCCUACAUAUCUCAAUCCUACACUACGACAGUAAUGGUAUUUCCAAAUAGGAGAACAGCUCUAUUGAUUCAACCAAAUCCAAGUCGUGCCAAAUUUAGUAAACUUUAGUACGAAUUCUCAUAACAAGCUUCAUCAUACACUCCAAAAGAAGUUUUAAUUGCAAAUUUCUGGAUUACAACUCAAACGGUUCACCCAAAAUUUAAAUUGUACCAAAUUUAGUGCCACGAAUUUCUAAAACUACCUACAUUCCUCAGAUCUGGAAUGCAAUAGUAAUAUUAUUUCUAAAUUUAAGAAUUCCUGCUCUAUCGAUUCACCCAAAUCGAAAUUGUGCCAAAUUUAGUACCAUUUAGUACUUUUCUUGCACAUAAGUACUAAUUUCGAAAACUUCUUCCAUUUUCUAAUCCUACACUCCGCCCGUAAUUAUAAUGUCGAAGUUUAGGAUACCAACCCAUCCGCUCCUUCAAAUACAAAUUGUACUAAUUUUAGUACGGUUUUAAACUUUUCGUACUACUACCUCCUUACAUCGACUCUACUCCUCAACCUAAAUUCCCGUUCACAUCAUACGAAAUGGUACUACAUGUAGUACAUUUUAGUACUUUUCGCAUUCAAGAUUGUUUCGUUUGUGAGCCGGGAAAUUUUGGAAUUCGAAUUUCCAAAAACUCUUACCAUACCAAAAAUCCAGCCUUAUAUGACCCCUUCGGAUCAAGAGUGACCCUCACCCAAAAUUUCCCGGCCCACAAACGAUAGAAUCUUGAAUGCAACCUUUUCAAGUUGUACAAUCGUGUGUGGCUUACAUUCUGCAUGUACAGUUGACUCAUCUACAUGCAAUAUAAAUUUUUCCAAUAGUUUAUUCUAAUUCCAUUCACCUUUGUACAUCUUGCCUAUUUUCAACAAUGAUUGUAAAAGUAUUUAAGAAUUGUGAUUUUAAAGUGUUGUAUUUAAAGAAAUGUAUUUUAGUUACUUCUGUGUGCUUUAUUAAAAAUGUUAGGAAAAUUAAGUCGGAAAAGGUUCGGUUUCGUAAUAUUUUGUUGUUUUAAAACGUAUUUGUAGCAUUUAUUAUUUGUAUAUCAUGUACAUUUUUUGUACAAGAAGUGUGCACUAUGAUAUUUUUUAUUUUAAUUUGUUGUAAUAAUUUCAAUCUAAAAUAGAGUAGUUUCAGUUGUGUAAACACAAUAUUCAAUGAAUGUCAAUUGUAGAUACCGCUAAUCGUCAUACAGCUAAAAUCCAAAGUUCAAUAAACUGUAUAUUUUAAUGGUGUUCUACUUUUGUAAUUUUAAAUGUAAAUUUCGUCAAAUAAAAAAACCAAAUCUAUGUUAAA